CAUCAACAUGAAGGUCACGACUCACUCACUGGUGGCCCUUAACAACCCCAACAACAACAACAACAAGGAAGAAGUUUUGCUCUUCAAGAAUGAAGAUGUUUACUAACACAUUUCUUAGGCAUGGUUGUGGCAUAUUGCAAUCAAGUUUAUGUCGACCAUCCAGUGUCUCUAAUUACCUGGACAUAGGGGCUUCACGGGUUUUCAUGAAUUUCAGCACAAGAAAUUCACCCAAAACUGGCAUACUUAUGCUCAACAUGGGCGGUCCAAAGACUCGAGAUGAAGUUCAUGAUUUUCUAUUACGGCUUUUUAAAGAUCGUGAUAUAAUACAACUUCCAUUCCAAGACUAUAUGGGACCAUGGAUUGCCAAGCGAAGAACGCCAAGCAUCCAACAAAAAUAUGAUGAAAUUGGUGGGGGAUCUCCAAUUUUUCGAUGGACUGAUAUACAAGGUGAGCAGCUGUGUAGUCGUCUAGACACUGUCUGCCCUCACUCGGCACCACAUAAGCACUACAUUGGUUUUCGUUAUGCUAAUCCUCUUACCGAAGAUACAUUAGAACAGAUGGAAAAGGAUGGUGUAGAGAACUGUAUUGCAUUCUCACAGUAUCCACAGUACAGUUGUAGCACCACCGGCUCCAGCAUGAAUGCCAUCCAACAAUUUUAUGCUAACAGAUCUGUAGAGACAAACAUGCGCUGGAGUGUAAUUGACAGAUGGUGUACAAACUCUUUCCUGGUAAAAUGCUUUGCUGACAACAUCAGGAAUGAGCUAAACCAGUUUCCCAAGGAGAAACAAAAGGAUGUUUUUAUUCUCUUUUCUGCUCAUUCUUUGCCUUUAAGGCAAGUUAACCGUGGAGAUCCCUACCCAGCUGAAGUGGGGGCCACAGUACAGUUGGUGAUGAAUGAAUUGAGCUUCUCUAAUCCCUAUCGUUUGGUUUGGCAAAGUAAAGUGGGUCCACAGCCGUGGCUGGCACCUGCGACUAAUGAUUCAAUUAAAGGUUUGGUGCAGCGAGGAAGAAAAAACAUCAUCUUGGUUCCCAUAGCCUUUACCAGUGACCACAUUGAGACACUUCACGAGCUUGAUAUUGAGUAUGCGAAGGAUAUCGGGAAAGAGGUUGGAGCAGAGUGUAUUCGUCGCUGCGCAUCUCCUAAUGAUCAUCCACUGUUUAUCGAUGCUUUGGUAGAUGUUGUCAGCAAUCACUUGAAAAUGGGGCAUCGUUGCUCAGAACAGUUUCUCACUAAUUGUCCCAUGUGUGUUAAUAAAUCAUGUUUUGCCUCAAAGAAAUGGUUCAGAUAUGCUACUAAGAAGUUUUAGAUGCAAUAUUUUGGGAAGGUUCAGCUAUUAUAUAUUUUCUUUGUUUUUAUUAUUUUUUU
Cherax quadricarinatus is the source of this 1366-nucleotide messenger RNA. RefSeq names its product ferrochelatase, mitochondrial (gene FeCH). Gene Ontology annotation, cellular component: mitochondrion. Gene Ontology annotation, biological process: heme biosynthetic process. The record is from RefSeq and is a predicted model, not a curated record. Gene Ontology annotation, molecular function: protoporphyrin ferrochelatase activity. NCBI's taxonomy places the organism in Eukaryota, Metazoa, Arthropoda, Malacostraca, Decapoda, Parastacidae.